Molecule: messenger RNA, 2760 nt
Organism: Orbilia oligospora ATCC 24927
Lineage: Eukaryota; Fungi; Ascomycota; Orbiliomycetes; Orbiliales; Orbiliaceae
Exons: 3
Coding region: 1-2760 (919 amino acids)
Biological process (GO): DNA-templated transcription; positive regulation of transcription by RNA polymerase II
Molecular function (GO): zinc ion binding; sequence-specific DNA binding; DNA-binding transcription factor activity, RNA polymerase II-specific
Source: RefSeq, a predicted model, not a curated record
AUGACGGAAGAUAAGGCUGCGGCUGCAAAGGGUGCCAGCCAGCUUAUGCAAGAUGCCCUCUCCAACGGGAAAGGCGAAAUGCCUAUCGCAUGCGAGCGAUGUCGGCGACGAAAGCAGAAGUGCGACCGGAAGCUGCCUUCGUGCUCCAACUGUUCUAAAUCUGGCCACCAGUGUAAUGUUCCCGACGUAACGGACCGCCGUCGAGCCGCUGGCGCUCAAUCGGCUCGUCUUCCAAAAGGUUAUAUCGAACAACUUGAGGCACAGGUCCGGUUCCUGGAGAGUAAUAUCCAAGAGAAACUUUCGUCCCUCCGAGAACAGCACGGCACACCCGAAUCCCAACCGUCCAAGCGUCUCAAACUCGACGACGGUGCAGCAUCAUGGCAGGACCGAUACAUGCAAGGCCGGAUGGAACUUGACGGAGAGGAAAACCUUCUCAUGUUGUCUGCGACUGCUUCUAUGACCCAUGCUUCAUCUGUUAAUUCGCAGAUGGAGCUUCCGGCUCCGGCGAUCCAUCAUGAUGUCUCCACCCUUCCGACAAUGUCCAUACUAUCCCUAAGCAACAUCGGCGACUCGAAUGAAUCAGGACCUUUCACUUUCUCAAAGGUACUGAGUAGCAUUAUCCGUAGUGAUGGGCGUAACCCAGCCCUUUCUACUCGGAUAAAUCCAUUCUUCACGGACCUUGCAGAUGCUAUCCCCCAUGUCCUCCCAGAUAUGGCAAGCCAACUUUCCGGCUCAACGGGUAGAAAACACAUGGACAAGUACUUCCGAAUGGUGCAAUUCCGGUACCGAGUACUUGACCGCAAGGAUAUCGAAGAGUACUACGAAGGAUGGGUAAAUAGGCAAUCAAAGCAAAUGGCACGGGCGGAGAGUGUAUCCAGUGCCCGAUCUGCCCUUCAGGAGGAUAACUAUCCAGGAUCAUCGGCGACUAGUCAGGCGGGUGGUCCCACCCAGGCAGUUUCCGGUGACGGCUCUGGUUCACAUCCGGAUUCACCCAUUAAGAAUUUUAUAAUAUACAUGGUUCUCGCAAUCGGGAUUACCCUGGAUGAGGAUUCGGCUUCUCACUCUGCCUUCUUCUCCAACCAUUUCCUCUUCGCCGCCAUCCGACAUUUCGAAGCCGUCCUUGAAGGCUCUGAAGGCUCCAACGUUGGAACUGACGAUCCAAUUGAUACUAUUAGAGCACUCCUUCUACUCGCCAUAUACAGUCUCUAUAGUCCCUCCGCUGGUCCGACAUGGCACUUUAUCGGCCUCGCAAUCAGGAAGGCCAUAUGUUUAGGAUAUCAUAUGGAUAUGGUACAGGGUGAGGAUGGUGGCCCAGUUGAUGAACGUGUACAAGAAGAACGACGCUGGGUAUUCUGGACAGCAUAUGUGCUCGAUAGAUGUAUCUGUCAAGCCCUAGACCGUCCCUUUAGUAUACAGGAUACCGAUGUUACCGCCAAGUUGCCAACUCUUUCCAAAGAAAACCCACUUGAUGUUUUCGCCCUACACUUCAUCCGCUACAAUCUUAUCCGCACCGAUUUCAUGACCCACCCGACCAAGAAUUUUACCUACCAUCAGACCAACCUCCUCUCCUGGCGACAAUCGUUCCCUGUAUUCCCGCCAUCGAUAGAUCAGGUUUUACGGGAUACGAUCAGAGACUAUUUUGAUGGUUUAUAUUACGGCGCAUUGUUACUCCUCAUCAAGCCCAACGAAAAGUACAGGCCUGUCGACUCUAGCCCGCUUACGCCAAGUAACGGGCUUAGUCUAACAAAUAGCUCGAUGCAAACAUCGCAAGAUCAUCGAAAGUUAUCACAUAUUGCCUUCGCAUCAAUAUACGUCCUCCGUAGUGCUGCUAAGAGAGUGGAGCUGAGCAGCUUCAUUAGUUGGUUGAUUGGUUACAGGGUAUUCAAGGCAGGAUUAGUGUUUCUUAGGAGUGUCUUGAUCCUCAGUUCCUUCAGGAGGAGAUACUGCACAGUUGAACAAGUGUCGUCCGACCUUGGCUCUGCAAUGGACGUUCUCACCGCCGUUGGUUCCAAAUUCGACGAUCUAAAACGCUACCGUGGUGUCUUCCGCAUCUUGAAACGCGGGUUCGAGAAGUUCCUCGAAGCAGAAAAGAUGGGUACAAGACCCCCACAGUUCUCAACGAGCGAUAUAGACUUUUCCGUCGUGAACAUCGGAACCCUUAAGAGCCUAUUAGAAGAAGUUGUCGAAAUGCUGUGCGAGAUGAGCAGUAUCCCACCAGUACCACCUUCCAACGCUGGGAGCGAAAGGGAGCGCUCCAAUAGUGGCCUGGUAUGGAAUAAUACCGGGAACAACAACGAUAUGACCAACAAUGGUAUGAGAGUUUCAGUCAGCAAACCCUUCGGAAACGGAGCCCUCAUGACGCCGCCAUUGACAACGCCGACGGCACCCGGCGGAUCCACCGGAAGAGACGGAAUGAGAAGCGGCAGUGCACCUGCUGCUACCCCAGGCGCUGCGAAUACCUACCCCCACCAUAAUGGGGCAAAUACUAAUCGCUCACCGAAGGGCAAUGCUAAUGGUAAACAAGGCUCUCAGCCAAAUAUUAUGGGAAUGACGGAUCCUACGGCUGUAAGUGUAAAAUGGGGCAAUAGUGCUGCGGAUAUUGGUGGGAUGGCUGGCGGAGCUACGUGGAAUGGCGGAAUGAUGGGGAUGGGGAUGAGAGGUAUGCCAGGUGGGUAUACAGCCCCUAGCGUGGAGAUGGAUAUGCCAGAUAAGGACUUGUAUGAGAUCCUGUUUGGAGGUGGUGGUGGAGUCGGAGUUUAA